AUGGACAGUAAGCACCGCAUCCAGCUAUCCACGCAAACGAGGCUAACUCCACGAGAACUCUCGAAGUGGAUCUUCGGUGAGAGACACUACCGCAUCUUGCUCCUGGGAGAAGACAAUUGUGGCAAGACAACCUUCCUCCGCCGUCUCAAAUUCGGCGAAAUCGGAGAGCAAGAGCCGCUACCGACGAGGGAUUUGGAUAUUGAGACGGUGAAUUACCCUGCCAGUUAUGAGUGGAGUAUAUGGGAGUUUCGGCUCCAAUGCGGGCCGUUGAUUUGGCGGGAGCUUACACAAUAUACUCUGGUUGUGUGGUUGCACGAUUGUUGUACCGAAGAGUGGCCACCAUGGAAACUUCAUAGCUUACUCGACCAGAUGGUGGAGAGAGGAUGUCGGUAUAUCUGGGUUGGGUUGAAUAAGCAAGAUUCGCCGGAUGUCUCGAAGGAGGUGGUUCAGAAGGCGCGACGGAAGUAUGAGGAGGAAUUUGCAAAGUAUAAGGAGGAUAUUUCGUGGAAAGUACUAACGCAUAAGCUGAGUUCGAAGACUGGAGUAGGGGUAUUUGAAGUUCUCGAGGACAUCUACCAGACCGUGAAGAAGGUGAAUCUGGAGCCUGUGAAGGAGGACAAAUGGGAUAAGAAGGGGACGGUCCUAAGCGAUGUAACGGAUGAAGAAUUGACUACUGAACAGCUACAACACCGUAUUGAAAGGGAGAUUACCGGCGACACAUUCGACCCAGAUACAUUCUGGACAUCCUUCCUGAAGGGAGAGUUGCCGGUGUGGACGCAUUACACCUACCUGAAGGCGCUCUAUUUCGUCAUACUCGAGUCGGCGAAGAAGAAAAACUUUUGUGAGAUAUCAGAGGAUUUCGUAAUUAGCCUCAACCGACUGAGAAAAAUAUCUCCCCAGCUAUUCGGCGACAGCGAGACACCGAGAGCCUACAUUCAUGCUCCAUUCAGCAGAUGUCUAGUCACAUUCUGGACUCUACAACUGCAACACGGAAUCCGGGACUAUCGAAUGCACACCAUGAGCGCAGAUCUCCCAUUCCGGGAAGAGUUCUCCCAAAUUCUCCACCACUCGCCAUCAUUGAUCAACACCUAUCUCUGGAAGAAUUAUUACUCCUUCAAUCCCGUCUCCAGACCACGGGACGUCUGGUCAAUCCCAAAUUUACGGUCUCUCCCAACACAGACUCACUAUCUCCGUGAUCCAGCAACAGUGCCUAGGAGGAGUAAAGGCCCGGAUAGGCUCACACGAUACGCCUUCGCUGUGAUACAGUAUGUGCGGAAUAUGGGGGCGGCGCGUGAGCCAGUAGUUACACAGGCGCUGGUAGCACUCCAGCAAGCUACUAUGCGUGCGAGGACAAUUGAUCCGACUAUUGAGUCAUAUUCAGAGACACAAGCGUAUUUCUGGAUCCAGAUAGUCCAUGCUGCACUGCAGUCACUGGAUGAAGAGAAGGGUUUGGCUGAUACUUCGAAGAUGUCAUUUGAGGCCUUUCAGGAGAUUUUCCGUCUCAAGCCGACACGCUGGAAGGAGUACUACUCGAACAAAGUGUGGAAUAGCGUCGCUGCGCGAUCGCAGUUCGUGAUGCCUGAUCUCAAGCCGCUACCGAAAAUUAUCACAGCUCUCCCUGGUAAAGAAACUAUAAGGAUAUCAGAAUUAAUACCGGAGCUCCCGUCCGCCGAAGAGCUUACAUUCCGGGUCAAAAUGGCCUGUGAGGAAUUGACACCGGCCCUGCAAAAUCUUGGCCCGCCGGUCCUCAGUCACGCUCACCUUCUGUUCUACCUUUACAAACGCUUUACACAAGAUACCAGGCAAACGUCACGCGAGAAACUCGAGUCCCGAGCCAGGGAACUGUUCAGCGAGGUAGCAGGCCCGAUGGUAGCUGGGGCGACGCACCGAAAAUUCUGGAUCCAGCAGGUGGGAGUUGGAGUGUCAAAUUCAGAUAUUGGCAGGGGCCACUCGACAUUUCCGGAAUUUAUAACGAACAAUCUGCACCUGGUCUUCGAUGAGUUGCAUAGCAUUUGUUACGGACCAGAAGUCUGGAACAGCGUUGAUGCAGUGGAGAAGAUCCUCGAUCCUGACAGACGAAGGAUGGAGGCGAUCAUCGAUACGGCGGACGCGAACACGUCUGGAAGCUCGAAAUAA
Molecule: messenger RNA, 2136 nt
Organism: Aspergillus luchuensis
Lineage: Eukaryota; Fungi; Ascomycota; Eurotiomycetes; Eurotiales; Aspergillaceae
Exons: 2
Coding region: 1-2136 (711 amino acids)
Cellular component (GO): cytoplasm
Molecular function (GO): GTPase activity; GTP binding
Source: RefSeq, a predicted model, not a curated record